AUGCUCAAGCUAGCCUCAACCUUUCUUAGCCAUGGUUUCGAGCCAGUGAUGGUCACGCCAGAAUUCAUCCACCAUAGGAUCAUAUCAAACAUCGAUUCUAAGUCCAAUAAUUCAUGCAUUUCAAUACCAGAUGGGUUGGAAAUGGACAAGCCUCGUGACUUCUUUGCUAUUGAGAAGGCUAUGGAAUUCAACAUGCCAAUUCACUUGGAGGGUCUAGUUCAGAAAUUCAAUGAAGAUGGUGAAGUGGUGGCGUGCAUGAUUUUUGAUUUAUUAGCAUCGUGGGCUAUUGAAGUUGGCCAUGUAUGUGGGGUUCCGGUGGCUGGAUUUUGGCCAGCCAUGCUUGCCACAUACCAGUUGAUUGCGGCCAUCCCUGACAUGGUUAGAAUCGGCCUUAUUUCUGAUGCUGCUUAA
Messenger RNA from Dovyalis caffra, 411 nucleotides. The record is from the annotation of a GenBank genome assembly. Lineage: Eukaryota; Viridiplantae; Streptophyta; Magnoliopsida; Malpighiales; Salicaceae.